AUGAAGGAAUAUUCUGGGAUCGAGACGACAGGGCGAGACGACCUGGGCUGCCUCCAGGACGUUCACUGGUCGAAGGGCUCCAUUGGCUACUUCCCGACGUACCUGAUUGGGGUGUUGCUCGCGGCGCAGCUCAUGGCAACGAUCCGUACGGAACUCGGCGAGGAGAAACUGUUUAAAUGCCUCCAGACAGGUGACCUGGAGUGCAUCUUGGCGAAGCAAAAAGAAAAGAUUUGGGACCAUGGCAGCUUCUACACGACCGAUGAACUUGUAGAGAGGGCAACGGGUGAAAAGCUGAAUACAGAAUACCUCCACAAACAUCUUGUCUCUCGCUAUCUUGAAGAUAUGAACUGA
This is a messenger RNA of Phytomonas sp. Hart1, 351 nucleotides long. NCBI's taxonomy places the organism in Eukaryota, Euglenozoa, Kinetoplastea, Trypanosomatida, Trypanosomatidae. The record is from the annotation of a GenBank genome assembly.